Molecule: messenger RNA, 3369 nt
Organism: Cydia pomonella (codling moth)
Lineage: Eukaryota; Metazoa; Arthropoda; Insecta; Lepidoptera; Tortricidae
Exons: 6
Coding region: 286-1338 (350 amino acids)
Cellular component (GO): membrane; cytosol
Source: RefSeq, a predicted model, not a curated record
CAUACCCAUUUAAAAAGAUCUCCGAGAAUUUUAAAUAACAUAUAAAAACUUCUAUGGUAACUUUUGAGUAGUAAUAAAGACUUGUAAAAGAAAACCAACCUUACCUAUGCCUUGAUUAGAUUCACGUACAUAUCCGCUGACAGAGUGGCCCCAACUUUAUUCUAUUUUUAUUUGUCACCCCGGUCAUCUUUUGUUCUCCAGCCAAGGCUAUAAAACUCCGAUUGUUCUAAGACGGUCAACAGUUUCCUACCGCACUCGCUCAUCGCACCACCAAAUAAGUGCAUCAUGGUCAUAAUCAACAAAUGUUUACUUUUCGUAUUCCCAUUGGUUCUUGGACUGAACCGAAGUGUCAAUCCGGGAAACCACAAUGUUUUCCCGACAAAAGCUGAUCUGCCUUUGUACUUGAGGGCCUUGGAGAGAAUAGUUCAAAGUGCUGGAACACCACAGAACAAGAUUGACGGAAAUUUUGGACUUGGACUGUUCCUUGUUAAUGUGAAUUUGAAAAAUGUGAUGAUCAGAAAGAAUUCAAGCAUACCGAUUGCAUUGAAGGUGCAAAUACAAAGGAUUUUGAACAAGAACAAAGUUUUACUGAGCUACUUUAAGUACAUGAGGACCAACAAGUACGAUAACUAUGAGUUUACUUAUUUAUUCAUAGAUGAGGACAUUUGGGCGGAGAGACUACAGAAAUUCAACAAGGUGUCUGAUGCUCAUCUGCAUGGAUUUACUGAGGAGUACCUGAUCGAGGAAUACUCCAACUGGACCUGGUACGAAAAGAGGAUACUGGACUUUGAUAACAGCGUACCGAACCCGGAGCAGUCAGAUGCCUGCAUGAGUUUUCUCAGGUGGAAUCCUGCGAAGUCAGGCAUUCACCCUUAUAAGUGUUCUACUCCAAACGAAUGCCUGAGCUUUGUGGAGAAUGGCUCAGACUUUGGGUACUCUCUAGUCCACAGGGUGUUAUUCCUUCUGGUGGCGCGCUACAGCAGAGGCUGCUACGCGUUCUCGCCACAGCUGGAUGCAGCAUUCAUCGACAAGAUGUGCAACAGCAUCUACGAGGAGGCCUCGUACAUAGUGAUGAACAAGUUCAAGUCGCCCGACCUGUUAAUGGAACAGAUGUCCACAUGCUCCCUGGCUGGCCACGCGGAGUUCUUCCAGCGUCCUUGGCUGAGCCGUCUUCUAAAACAACAGACACCGUUCGGCUGCUUCACCACCUACCUGAACACAGUAUACAACCGAGUACAAACUGGACCGUCGGCGGUCGUUUGUAACAGCCAUGUCAGCGGAGUGGCUGCUGCGGCUCUGAGCGGUGUAGUUAGGUUCAUUAUUGAGACACUCUUCUGAGGAAAUAGACGUCUGUCAAAGUUUCUUCAAACAUGGGGGAGCACUAUAGAGAAUGCUCUGACCGUGAACUGAGGAGUAAUAGUCAUGAUAGCGAGUUGAAUAGGGUUGAAAAGACAUAUUUUAAGCACUUUUCAGCUUUGUAUACAGGCGGGUGAACACAAAUUAACUGUGGAAGCCAUUUCAGUGGGGUCGGUGCUGCUGUUCUGAAUGGUGUAAUGCGAUUUUUUAGAUUUCUGAACAAAUGUAACCGAAAGAAAUGUCAUAUACGUAGAAAAAGUGACCAAGGCUUUUCUUCGUAUAAGUAUAACAGUUAGUGGUAGUGUUUCUAAGUACUUUAACACAGAUUAAAAUAUUUACUAAAAUAACUUAAUGUGUUCUAGUAGUACAGAAAUGUAUAUCUUUCUUCAACAUUGGAAAAUCUCUAACCGUUAAGGCAAGGAGAAAUAGUUAAGUACCUCCUUUAGCGAGCUGCUGUCGCGGCAUCCAUCAAGUUCUUGCUUUCACGUCUGUCCACGUUGUACCUAUAUAAAGUGAGUCCAUUGACCACAAAGUGAGGUCUUGUCACAUCCACGUCAAGAUCUUGUUCUAACUGGAAGACACAAAUGCGAUUCGGUUUAGAAGUAGGUAACUGACAUACGAAAUUGUUAAUAUCGAGUGUUUUUUGUUUUGUAGUAGGACAAACAGACGAUGUACCUUUUUAAGUAUAAACUAAGUAAUUUAAGUUUUUUUUUUACUUCUAAAAUGUUACCAAAGAUAAAAUAAAAUGCCAAAAGUGGCACCACAUAUUGUCCCCACAGUUUCGACAACUGAUAGAUAGAUGGCGCUGUAUAACCAUAUACAUUAUGCGCUAAUUAGAUUGCCAAAAUUCAAAUUUCGCUCAAUUAAAAUCAAGCUUAGUUGUUAGAAAUGUGGCAACAAUAUAAUUUAUAUAUUCAAGGACUUUAAUUAGGGUUCACGCUAAUUUGGUUGGCAAUACUGCCGAUUUGAAAUAUCCAUUGUAAAGUUAACUCUAAAUGGCUCAACAAUUAAAGUCCGUGACUGUACAAUCACCAUCAGAUAUAUCGGAGCGGCCAAUGUGGUCACAAAUAUCUGAACACGUCUCUAUUGCCAAGGCAUUAGAGUACGUGUUCAGAUAUUUGUGACCACUUUGGCCGCUCCGAUAUAUCUGAUGGCGACUGUACCUACAUAACAAUAUGUGUCGGUUCCUAGUAAUUAAGAAUAAUUAUUUAGGAUGCUAAUCACCAAAAAUUAAAUACUUAGGUAGAGCAGAAAUAGCAUAGGAUCACGCCAAUAUUAACUGCACACUCUAAUAGUUUUAUAAAAAAAAAGAUAAUAGUUACCAUUAGCUGUAGGGCAUGACCUGGGCUAUAACCGCGAAAAUCGAAGUUCGUCAACUGCGGGCAUUUUUCUCUGUCACUCUAAUUACGUCUUAGUGAGAGUAAAAGAGAAACCGCAACUUGCGAAUUUUGGUUUUCGCGGUAGGCCGCCAGCACAGUAGCAAACCCUGAUGUGUCAAUGUCAAGUGAUUAUUUACGUUUUAUGCCACAAUGUGGCAUAUGUUUUAAAACUCAAGGGAGCGUGAAGUGUAUUAGGAGUAUCACUUAAUAAGUAAUUAAUUCGGGUUAAGGCCACAAGGUGGCAGCACUUAUCUGGUCCAGCAAAUCUCGCAUGACCUAUAGCGUCUGUAACGGGGCCAAAUUGCUGCAGUUUUUGGCUCUUUUGGACCAAGUGACAGAUGAAAUAGGGCAAUUUAGAUAAGUAGUUUUAUUUAUCAGUUACCUUUAUUACUUAAGUUCGGUUUUAAUGUAUAUUAACUGUGAGUAAUUAUUUAUAUAAGUAAGCACGGAAUUAAGUCUAAAAAGUACUUGUUUCGUAAUUAUAAUUCGCUUUUGGACAGAAUGGAUAGGAAACGGAAGCUUUCAUAAAUAGUAGUGUUUGACAUGUCGCCCGAGGCAUGUCAGUUGUAAAUGACUAUUUGUAGCACUGCAAUUAAAAUGUAUUUUAUUUAUAAUAAAGUUGAGAUGCUAAGGA